Molecule: messenger RNA, 1607 nt
Organism: Verruconis gallopava
Lineage: Eukaryota; Fungi; Ascomycota; Dothideomycetes; Venturiales; Sympoventuriaceae
Exons: 1
Coding region: 128-1408 (426 amino acids)
Molecular function (GO): intramolecular lyase activity
Source: RefSeq, a predicted model, not a curated record
CAUCGUUCUUGGCAAAACCCGCGAUCGAACCAUUCGUCCUUGAACAAGAUACGGAGGUACAACAACAAUCCAUUCAUUUGGCAAUCAUCUGUGGAAUGAAAGCACGAGAUCUUUCUUGAAUGCGACAAUGAGCGCCCCUUCUUUGUGCAACCGCCUUGCUAACAGGCGUCUGCUUUUUCAAUCCAUCUUUUCGAUCCGCUCUCGCAGCUCCCAUCUCGCUCGACAGCAAGUACGCCCAGCGCGUGGACGGAAUUAUGGAACUUCUCGGUAUGGAAAUCCCAAACAUGCGGACUUCUUCGAAGGCACGUCACGCAAUCCAAUGGAUAACAUAUCCGUCGAUCCUGUCUGGGCGGCGCAGCGGGCCAAAGAUAUACGCCAAAUGAGAUAUCUAGCUUUGGGGCUCGUCUGCACAAUCGCGGCAACAGGAAUUACAACCAUGCUAUAUCCUGCUCCUGCCGCGAGAGCGACGUCAACAAAGGAGAGUGAUGGAGAUCAAAACAGGAACAACCCAGGCCUGAUCCCCAGAGCUAGUAUGGAUGCGCCUGGUGGGAAAGAGGCGGAUGAGUUUCAAGGGAAACCCAUUGUUGUCAUUGCGGGAGGUCAGAGGGUGAUUGCUAAAGAUGAGUCGAACGGCGUGGCUGUUGAGUUGGUGAAGACAGGAACGAGCACUGUGCCCCAUUUCCCCAAAACUAUUACGUUGCCGACGUCGGAUUCGGACGGUGGAGAGGAGGAAUACACACUUCUGGGCUUGGGUAUACGAUCUGUGUCAUUUCUCGGAAUGCAAGUCUAUGUUGUGGGCAUGUACGUGCAGACUUCCUCUCUUGCUGCCCUACAAGCUCGCCUGGUCAAGUAUAUCAAUCCUUUGGGCAGCGCUCUCAUUGCCAAUGAAAAAGACGAAUUGAAGAACGCAUUGUUGGACAGCGAGAGGAGCCAGCAAAUCUGGGAUCAACUGCUUGGGGAGAAGGAACUCGGCCUAAAGUCGGCUUUCCGAAUCGUACCUGUGAGGAACACGGAUUUUGGCCACUUGAGAGAUGGCUGGGUCAGGGGCAUAACAAGCAGAACUCAAGAUGCUCAGAGAAGUGGAGACGCGCGGUUUUCUGACGAUUCCUUUCGCAUAGCGAUGAAAGAUUUCAAGGACAUCAUGCAGGGAAAGGGCAAGGCACCGACAGGCAGCGUAAUAUUACUUAUGAGAGACGCAGAUGGGGCGAUGAGGUUGUUCUUUCAGAACAAGAAUGGGAAAAUGGAGGACUUUGGCAGCGUCAAAGACGAGAGGAUUGCACGCCUCGUGUGGCUCGGCUAUCUUGGUGGCAAGCACGUGAGCUCAGAGCCGGCGAGAAAAGCAAUCGUAGAUGGAAUCAUGGAGCUAGUCGAGAGGCCCAUUGGCAGCGUCGAGACGAAGGUUGGCUAGGGCAUUGGCGUACCUGUGCUGGUGAGAGGGUGUGGUGACGGCUCACUGGUGCUUCGGAAAAUCAGCAGGGCUUAUCUGUACACUAUAGCACAUGAAUAAAUAUGGAUCAAACUCUCCUGCCAGAACAAACGUACUUUGGAAUUUCUUUCAAGGCUAAACGAGAGAGAUUCUGCCAACUGGACACAUAUGUCUGUCUGUC